CUGCUUCCGGUACAGAGCAACAUGGCGUUGCAGAUGUCCGACUGAGCGGUGUAUGUGCAUUAAACUGAGCAAACAGAAGUAUAACACUGUCGUUGAGCCUGAUAUGUGUGCAAGCUCUACACGGACCAUAAAGCAAUGUGGCUGCUCGUUGUGUCUGAGCUGUAUAUGCUGUUUUCAGCAGCACUUGCUGGAGAAUGCCAUUGCUUCAAUGCAAGUGCCUGUACGGCGUCCCCGGCCACUACUUGUGGCUAUGAGGUACAUGGCGGAUGUAUAAAGGGAUGGUUCGGUCCAACAUGCCAGAAACAAAACGUUGCACUGAAGAAGCCGGCGGCUCAGACCUCUGUCUGGUACGAACCUUAUGAAACGUCCCGGCCACUGAACCUGACAGCGGACUACGCGGUGGAUGGAUUAGUUUCAACUCACGUAAAUGACAGUCCAUGUGCUCACACUGACACUGGAGACAUGACACCUUCAUGGAAAGUAUUGCUCAAUACAAGCAGCUCUGAUAGAAUCCACCACAUGAAAUUAUAUCUUCGCAAUACAUGGCCAGGUCGAAAUAGGGGCAUGCAGAUUCUGGUGGACAACCAGACGUGCUACAAUUGGUCAUCAACCGAAGGACCUCAUGAUGUCACUGACGUCACCUGCAGACAACCACUGUCAGGAAACACAGUUAUCAUACGGACACCACAGGAGUAUCUCACUCUGUGUGAGGUGCAGAUAUAUGUUUGCAGUGACGGCUGGUUUGGUGAUGAUUGUGGCAGACAAUGUCACUGUCGGGACAACAUGGACGUGUGUGACAAGAUCUCUGGAAGCUGCUCUAGUGGAUGCACUCCUGGAUUCAUCGGUGCAAAUUGUCAAACACUUUGCUGUGACGGCUGGUUUGGUGAUGAUUGUGGCAAACAAUGUCACUGUCGGGACAACAUGGACGUGUGUGACAAGAUCUCUGGAAGCUGCUCUAGUGGAUGCUCUCCUGGAUUCAUCGGUGCAAAUUGUCAAACACCCUCUGCUAGAAAGAAUAAUCAGCCAGCUUCUAACCUCAUAACACUAGCAGUGGGUGCCUCAAUUGGGGUUGUGACAAUGAUCAUUGUGCUGGUGGCUUCUCUAUACAUCAGACGCCUGAAGAUGAAAAUAAAAGCGUUAGAAAAGAAACGUGAAGAACCAUACGUCUCUCUGGAUGAAGCAACACGGGCACAAUCAUCAGAAACGUGUUAUUCACAGCUAGCUGAUGCUUGAUAUGUUCCCUGAGAUAAUACAUCUGUACGAUAAAUGUUUUGAAACGAAUUCAUUGAAUAUUGAAUGAAUCCACAAAAAUCACUUAUUCUUUUUUACGUUACGUUCUUGUAUGUGGUAUGUAUCGUUUACACUUCAUAGAAUGAAAGUGACAAAACUCUUUCCAUUAUCAUAUCUGGUAAAAGCAGAGUCAAUUGUACGAUUCCGACUCUAUCAUGUGUUUGGGUUGCUAUGACAUUGUGACACUGUGUUGGCGAACACAUGCAAAGCCAAGUCAAUUGUUCAUCUGACAAAAAACAUGGGAACAUAUGGUACACGUCAAAACAGGGGAUUGCAUUUUGUCACUGGGGCGUCAAAUUUAGGAAAUGUCCUCCACAUUUAUAUCAUAAAACGUUUUGAAAGCUUUACUGAGGCCGUGAAUGUUGAUGUCUUGAUCAAACAAAUUAAAGCAAGAGUCACAUGAUGCUCUUUGAAAUCUUAGUAGAACAGUCAUGCCAGAUUGUGACUCAAAAGUUGCAAAAUGUAAACCCCAAAGGCUGGAGCUGCUGGACUGUUGCUCGUCAUAAAGUGAAAGGUGACUGUUGGAAAGUUGAAGUCAUCCCUCUUGUCGUCAUAGUCUUGUGGAUAGUUUUGGUCACUCUGAGGUUUCAUGCCUAUCGUUGGUCUCCUUCAUUUCUAGUUCAGGUGGGUAGAUUAGUGGAAGGGAAUUGGCUAUUUGACUGUUAUUGAACGUUAUCCCCUGAAGCUUACCUUAAACCUCUUGGCCAAAUAACCUUGUUUUGACUUUGCCAAUCCGAGCAUAGUUUCCGAUUCAUAUGCAUAAUGGAACAGAUCAGGUAGAAAGGGAGCACCUUCCUGUUCAAUUGUCUUAUCCCCAAAUUACACGGUGAUGUCAUCAAUGAGGAAGUCCAGUAUUUCAGACAUUGUCUUCUCAGUUCCACUUCUCUCAAUGUCCUACUUAUAAUAACCAAAAGUCAAGAACCAAAGGGUGUAGUUUAUAAAAUUGACUGUAACUGUGGACAGUCCUACGUAGGUGAAACAUCCAGCCUCAUCAACACCAGAAUCACAGAGCACAAAACUUCAACCAUCAAAUCAGACAGUAAAUCGUCCAUUUCGGACUAAAUCAGCAACUGCCCCAAUCACAUCAACUUGGAAAAUGUCCAAAUACUCUCCAACAACCUUCAUGACUUCACUAAAAUAAAACUAACAGAGGCAGUCCACAUUUGCUGCAACAAGCCAUCAAUCAACAGAAACUCAUUAACUCAUUAAGCAAUAAUCAUCCCACCUAUGUAUACUUAUCCUGUUUAAUUGGCUCCCUGUCAUAUUGUCUUUCCGAUCAUGUUCUUACAGCAUUAUCCCUAUGUUGUCAUUACUGAACCUACUCAUGUUAAUCUCUCUCUUGUUUGCUAUUUUUGUUACUGUUAAUCCUCCACAUACUAUAUAUAUUCUGUACUUAAGAAUGUACAUAAUUCAGUCUUGCUUGACAACGGUAUAAGGAUGUAUACCGAAACGUCGCCUUUACAGUAAUUAAAAAAGUUGUUAUCAAUAAAUUGUGUCAGUUUGUCAUCGAUUUCUAACGAAAUAACGAUUUCUGAUGUGGUCGUUUAAUUGAUCGACACUCAUUUCAUCUUGUCUUAUCAAGGAUCAAAGUAUACCAACACAUGAUUCCAAAAGUAUACAUAUUUCUCUACCAUGUAAAGCUAUAUGGUAUUGUGGAUGACAUUUAGAAGCAGUAACGAUUGAAACAUAACACUCACAAAAACGUGUACUUUCUGCUAUCAACUUUUGCCCUGACCCCAACACCUAAAAACAUUCCUCUUUAUCACUGAACGCCAAAGCUCCAUAAGAAUCCUUACAGAAAGAGAUAUUUGCUGUGUCCAGCAAAAGUACUACCAAAUCUCUGCCUCACACUCAACGAUAAUCCCUAAUACAAUAAAGGAAUGACAACGCAGAAUGUAUUUGUGACAAGUGAAAUCAAUAUUUGUUAUUUUGAUAACUACCUCUGACCCCCCCUUUUGGAGUGUUCUAAUUACAAGGCAGCAUACCUUCGUCUCCAAGUAUGCUUACGCGUUCCAAAAGACCGCCGUUUAAAUGGGUUCUUGUCGUCAUGGUAGAGCGCAUCAACUUGCAAAACAGUAGAUUGAUCUACUAAAUGUCUACAGCGUAUUAAAUAUACAUACGAUGAUAAAUGAUUAAACGUGCAUCAGCUUCAUGUGUAUUACCUUAAUGUGGGAGGGAAUCCCAAAGAGACGCAGUUUCUAGUCACAGACCUGUAUGAUACUGACAAAAACAUCGCAGUAAAGGGGAAUGUGAAAUUGGAACAAACGAUCUUGGCAUUGCUAAAGGACACAACCUCGUACCACAGGAGACAUUUUCGCACAUCCAAUCAUCAUUUGCCCAUAGAAACCGGCUGAUUGGGAGGGUUACUGAGAGAAGACUGUGUCUGCACAUUAUGCAAUUUAUCUGCUGUUGGAGACGAAGUUCACUAUCUUUUUCGGUGUGAAGCACUUCUCCAACAACGACUUCUUUACAUCCCAAAGAAUUGCUAUAUCUGGCCAAAUAUGUGUAAAUUGCGUAAAACGACAUCCCCUAAAAUAUAUCCACUUUGAAACAUCUGUCCAGAUCCAUCGUACAUUUGAACACAUAAUUACGUUAAGGUGUCUAAUUUUAUUUAUUUUAUUUUAUUUUAUUUUGAUAUUUGUUUUAUUGAGGCUUGUUACCAUCUUGAUCUGCAUUGCAUAUUAUAUGUUGUAUAUAUAUAUAUACUCUUGUACCACCUUUGGUGGUUUUUCAGAG
Haliotis rufescens (red abalone) is the source of this 4026-nucleotide messenger RNA. RefSeq names its product multiple epidermal growth factor-like domains protein 6. The coding region runs from base 136 to 1233 and encodes 365 amino acids. The record is from RefSeq and is a predicted model, not a curated record. Lineage: Eukaryota; Metazoa; Mollusca; Gastropoda; Lepetellida; Haliotidae. The transcript has 9 exons.